Molecule: messenger RNA, 1100 nt
Organism: Ipomoea nil (Japanese morning glory)
Lineage: Eukaryota; Viridiplantae; Streptophyta; Magnoliopsida; Solanales; Convolvulaceae
Product: THO complex subunit 4A-like
Exons: 5
Coding region: 81-869 (262 amino acids)
Biological process (GO): mRNA export from nucleus
Cellular component (GO): nucleus
Molecular function (GO): mRNA binding
Source: RefSeq, a predicted model, not a curated record
UGGGAGCACUACUCCCUCAGAAUUCGGAAAACUGCAACUAUCUCUCUCUCUUCCUUUCUCUCUCUAAGAUUUUUCCAAAAAUGGUGUAUUAUUCCCCCGGCGUGCAGGAUCCUGAUCCCAGUCUAGCUGCCGCCGAUGAGCAGGUUCAUGUUCGCCGAGGCCCUCGCCGUUCCAGGGAGCUCCCAGCCGCCGGUGAUCAAGAGAUUCCCAAUCGUUCCAGGUCAGAUGCUCCGGAUCCAACUCGCCGGUCACGGCACCAUGAUCCUUCUCCGAGAGUGUCGCCUUACACAGUUCAUGUGGGAUUUCAAAAUCCAUUGGAAAUUAGGCAAGGUGGAGAACGUGGGAGGAAGCUGUAUAUAUCCAACUUGGCAUAUAGCGUUUCCGACGAAGAUAUCAGAACACUGUUUUCAGAAAUUGGCCAUUUGCAAAAUUUUGGAGUUCACUAUGACAGGACUGGCAGAUCCAUGGGAACUGGAGAGGUUGUUUUCUUUCGCCACUCAGAUGCUAUGGCAGCCAUGAGGACAUACAACAAUGUACCCCUUGAUGGGAGACCAAUUAAGAUUGCCGAGGUUGGAGUGCAUGUUGAAAUUGCCCCUGUGCCUUUGCCUGGUCUUUUUCAGGGAUCAUUACCAAUCACACCUUUUCAGUUUGUACCACCAAGUAUACCACCAAACCUUUCAGGAUAUGAAGAAGGUGAGUCUAGUAGGUUGCCAAGGGCUGGGGGUUCUGGCAGUAGAGCACAAGACCCACAAUUUAAGCCUCAUGGACAUGAAGGCUGGAGGGAUAGAAGCCACCAUAGACAUGUCACUAAUGCAGAACUAGAUGCUGAUUUGGAUAGGUAUCGUUCAGAUGCUAAGAGAAAAGACUGAUAUAUAUGUGUGUGUGUGUGUUAUCACUUAUCAGAUAUGAUGAUGGAUGCACUGCUGUUGUUUUGUUCAUGACCCUGCUCCUAGUUCUUCUGCUAUGUUAGAAACCAGAGUUUAAGAUGACUUGGAUAGUGUGGUAUAUACUGCAGGUAUAGGCUAUUUUGCAUUGUAUGGAAGUUGGUCUCAGAUACUGUAUUAGUAUAGUUUAUAUGACUGUCAAUUUCUCAUGCAAGA